Plenodomus lingam JN3 is the source of this 1302-nucleotide messenger RNA. Lineage: Eukaryota; Fungi; Ascomycota; Dothideomycetes; Pleosporales; Leptosphaeriaceae. The record is from RefSeq and is a predicted model, not a curated record.
AUGGAUACAACUCAUCUAUCACCCGCAAAAUGGUGCUUGGAGAUGGUCCAAGGACUGGCUUGGGCGCACUUCCGUAUGGACUUUGAAUCGCUACCACCUACAUCGAGCCUCAACUUCCGAACCCGAUCUGAUCAAGAAUACAUUAAGAAGCCUGUGGAUACUGGACCACUAAAGAGAAUAUAUCAGCUGCAAGACAUCAGUACUGUCAUACUUCAGGUUGGUUUUACGGAAGAAUCAAAUGAGGAUGAUUCGAAUUGUCUCGUUUGGGUGGGUUAUCGUAACGAUAGUCGCAAUCAGAUACGCUACGAGCCCUUCUGUGACAUCGUGGAAAACCAAUGCUCGGAACGCAUAGUGUUUCGCAUGGCUCGAGCGCUUGUGUUGUAUUACUUUCUGGCUGCCGGCUACAUCGACGUGAUUGAUGACUACGACACAUUUUGGACGGAUUUCAGAACGGCAUGUAGCUGGGUUGCGCGCAAUGGACAACAUCCCAAGGCGACAUCGCAUUCGCUACAGAUGGCCGGGGAGAAACCUGGGAGCGAAAAUACAUCGAUGAAACAAAACCAUUUGAACUUGGUGCUUGAAGACGUGAGGAACGAAUGCCAGGAGGCGAAAACUACCGCGGAGAAGCAGGGGAAGCAUGCAAAUUCCGAGCCGGGCACUUUAGAGUCUCCAAGGCUGAAACGCCACAAGCGCAAUCCCAUCCCCAGUGGAGAUGAAGUUCAGUCAGUAAAUUCGGCUUCAAACAAGCAGGAUAUAACAAGCAAAGCUGUUCAGACUGGACCAAACCUGUCCGAGGGAGCUCUCACCAAUUGUGGAAUCCACGCCGAGGCCGGAGAGACAGAAUCUUUGCAGCUCAAGCUCCGACACAAGGCCCCUCACAAGUUUUACGACAUAUUAGAGACUCGAAGCCACGCGUUCAUGACUGAAAACAUACGAUUACGAGCAGAAAAAGAAGCACUCAGCACAAGUGUGAACCUUCUGCAGACGCAAAAGGACUACGACCAAAACGCUUACAGUGGUCUCAAGUCCAAGCACGACCAGCUGGUACACGAUGAGGAGACUGUAAGACAGGUGCACGAACAGCUCAAGGCCACUUGCAAGCUUCUGGAACGACGAAUUAUAGUGGCAGAGACUGCCGCCGCAAAGUAUCAGCGAAAUCUUCAAGAGGAACAGAAGCAAGCUCAGGCGGCAGAGACGAAAUGGAAGAAGAGCAUGGCGAGUUUAGUGCGACUUCGGCAGCAUAUGAGGACAUCGGCUGGUGAGCUGGACCGAGAGUACGGUGAGCUGCAGGAGGACAAGUAA